AUGUCUAGCAAUCACUAUUCUAACAGCAAAUUCACCCAGGCGCAUGACCAUGCUAAAGCAGCCUCCAACGCUCAGCACCAGUCGGAGACGACGGUAGCAAUAAACGAACACGCCCUUGCCGCCGGCGAGUUCGCCAACGCAGCCCGCUCCACCUCGAGUAUCGAGGCCCUACGCACCCUAAAGCUUCUCGAAGAGCACCACCAGCGCCUCGCCGAACUCCUCAAGAUACCCUAUGACCGUCGCGCCGCCGCCGCCAGCCAGAACCCAUCCUCCGAAACCAUCGACGAGAAGCAGGAAUCGCAAGCCUCUGAUGCCACGAGCGAUGCUUCCUCACCCGAUGAUGGGCGCACCAAGUCCGGAUCAGGCCAGCAGCAGCAGUCCGCCGGCGGCAGCCCCGUCGCCGCCGUGAAGGGCGUUCCGUCCCUGGCGCAGCAGCGCCGGUAUCCGAGCCGCGAGAUGACCUCCUCCAUCGCGAGCAAUCUCGCCUCGGCGCGAGGUAUCCGCGGAAGCAGGAACCGGAGCCAGCCCAUUCCGCCGAGCGUUACGAACGACCAGGCGCCGGGCAACAUGGAAGUCCAGGCCCGGCGGGAUGGCUCGAGGACAAAGAUGCAAAGCGUCCUCGACCAGUCCGGCAAACCGGGCUGGAUCCCCCCAACCGGCACCACCGCCGACUCCCCGCGAAGGGAGACGGAGCCCAAGAAGACGGAAGAAGUCGCCUCGCCGGCAAGCGACGAUGGAUACUCCCGUUUCUACAGCACCUUUGGCAACAUCAUCAACCGCCUCUCCGCGCCCCUCGCCUUCGCAGGCCUGCCCCUCAUCACCGAGGAAUCCUCGUCUGUUACCUCGUCGUCGUCCAUUCCCGAGCCCCACGCCGAGACACCUCCAGAACCGGCCCCGGCAAAGCGCAGCAACAGACUCAAACCCUCCCCAGCAGCCCCCGCCGAACCAGACCUCUCCAAAAUCUACUCCCGCGCCACCCUCCGCGCGAUCUCGGCAAACAACCCCAACGACUCCUUCUACGUCGUCCCGACAAGCGGGCACACAAUGUCCUACGCCAACAUCCUCAAUUUCGCCGACAAGGAGAAGCGCCGCCUCGAGGCCUCGCUCCACAGCGGCGUUGGUGGAGGCGGCGGCGGCGGCGGUGCCGGUGACAGCCUCAUCGAAGACGACGAGGACGACUUUGUCGACGCCCGCGAGUCUCCGUCCAUGAUGAUGGCGGCACCAACAUCCCCCGGCGUAUCCCGACGACGAGGCGGAGGAGCCGCCGCCAGCAAAUCCAAAACAGAACAGAACCUCAAAAACACCGUCGAGGAACUCUACCUCGAAAACAGGGGCCUCAAGGACAUGCUCGACAAGCUCAGCAAACGGCUCCACGCGUUCGAAGCCACGGCGCAGAAUUCGAGUCUGGCGCUGGCGGAGAGCAUUCGUCUAAGACGGCCCGGGUCGCCUGCGACGGUUGGGGUGUCUCCUUUUACUACCGGUGGUGGCGGGGGCAUGUCGAGCACCGACGCCGUAUUGAAGGCGCGGAAUAAGGAGUUGGAGGAGCAGAUGGCCAUGGCGAUGCAGCGCAUGGAGGCGCUGGAGAAGGAGAACAGGACCAUGGCGCGGACGCUGGAAAAGUAUCGCGAAAAGUGGGAGAAGCUCAAAGCUGGUGCUAAGGCGAGGCGCCAGGCGCAGGGGGCCACCGGGGAGAGCGCCGAGGCGGAUGAGACUGCUGCUGCUGCGAGCUGA
Messenger RNA from Colletotrichum fioriniae, 1731 nucleotides. RefSeq lists its product as uncharacterized. NCBI's taxonomy places the organism in Eukaryota, Fungi, Ascomycota, Sordariomycetes, Glomerellales, Glomerellaceae. The record is from RefSeq and is a predicted model, not a curated record.